This is a messenger RNA of Paramecium tetraurelia, 1065 nucleotides long. RefSeq lists its product as uncharacterized. NCBI's taxonomy places the organism in Eukaryota, Ciliophora, Oligohymenophorea, Peniculida, Parameciidae. The record is from RefSeq and is a predicted model, not a curated record. Gene Ontology annotation, cellular component: spindle pole; nucleus; cytoplasm. Gene Ontology annotation, biological process: protein phosphorylation; regulation of cytokinesis; mitotic cell cycle. Gene Ontology annotation, molecular function: protein kinase activity; ATP binding. The transcript is spliced from 5 exons.
AUGAACAACACAAUUAUGUCAAGUAAUGGAACCACUUAUGCCUUAUAAACUCAAUUAGGCAGUGGUUCAUUCGGAACAGUCUAUAAGGUCUUAGAUCUCAGAACAAACAAGUAUUAUGCCUGCAAAAUAAUUUCAAAAGGAUUGUUAUAUAAAUAUAAUGCAGAAUAAAUGAUUAGACAGGAAAUACAAAUUCAAUCAACAUUAAAUCAUAAAAACAUACUCAAAGUCUAUCAUUCGUUUGAGGACUCUAAAAAUAUUUAUAUCAUUUCUGAAUUCUGCUCUCGUGGUUCGUUGUAAAUUCCAAAGACUCCAUAUUAAGAGAAAGAGGUUUUCAACAUUUGUAUUUCCAUGUUGGGUGCACUGGAUUGUUUGCAUUAAAAUAAAAUAAUCCACAGGGAUUUGAAAUUAGAAAAUGUUUUUCUUCACGAUGAUGGAACCUAUAAAUUGGGCGACUUUGGUUGGGCCACCUAUAUCGACAAGGUGGAGCCCAUUCUUUGUGGAACUACCGAAUAUAUGCCCCCUGAGGUGGUUCUGAAAAAGUAACAUGAUUAUAAGGUGGACUGCUAUUCGCUUGGAACUUUGAUAUAUAUCUUACUACAUACUCACUACCCAUUUUAAGCCAAUUCUUAGUCUGAACUAAUUGCCAAAAUUACCAGUCAAGAAGUGAUUGUUAAUAGUCAUAUUGAUGAGGAUUUGUAAAUUCUAAUACAAGCAUUGUUGACUAAGGAUCCCAACGACAGGCCCACAGUGCAAUAAUUGUACCUAAGUAGAUGGAUUAAAAAUUAGAUGAAGCUGAAUAAUAUCUUCAACAAGUAUGAGAACGAAUAACUCAAAAACAAAUUUAGGAAUAAAAAUAUUGCAAUCAAGACUCUGGAAGUGAAUGGAUCAAUCAAAGGCAGUUUAUCUGAUAGUCAAAAAAGCUCAUUAACUCAUAGUUCAAGUACUCAAAUCAGCUCAUCCAAUAAUGCAUGUUCCCCUGUUUCAAACAAAGGGCUUAUCGAUUCGAUAUUCAACUUCAAGGAAUUUGACAAUAUCAACUCUGUACCAUAACCUAAACUUUAUUGA